Cuscuta epithymum is the source of this 2065-nucleotide messenger RNA. The record is from the annotation of a GenBank genome assembly. Lineage: Eukaryota; Viridiplantae; Streptophyta; Magnoliopsida; Solanales; Convolvulaceae.
UUUGCAUUCCUAAAUAACCCUAACUCUCAUUCAUUUUCAUAAGUUUGUAAAGAAAAGAUUUUGUAUACUUGGAGGAUGGCCCAAAAAAUGUUUCACUCGAACCGCAACCCAACUCGCCUAGCCGCGUGUUUUCUGUUUGGUUUUCCAGCCCCAUGGUCCCUCCUCAUUCCGGCUUCUGUCCGAGUCACACCGUGGCUACCUCUGAUACACCUUUUCCGCCGUCGUGCUCGUUAUUUCCCGGCGGAUCCGGAGGGUGCAUUUGUUAAAGACCUGUCUUGCUGUUUAAGGUUGGACACAUUUGCUUUGGAAGUCAUGGGCAGCACAUUUAAUCCUCAGAUCUUAGUGGAUAAGCUGGCUAAGCUCAACAGUUCACAGCAAAGCAUCGAGACUCUAUCGCAUUGGUGUAUUUUUCACAUGAAUAAAGCAAAACAAGUUGUUGAAACCUGGGAACGCCAAUUUCAUUGUUCCCCACGUGAGCAGCGUUUGGCUUUUCUCUAUCUUGCAAAUGAUAUUCUUCAGAACAGCAGGCGCAAAGGUUCAGAAUUUGUGGGUGAGUUUUGGAAGGUUCUUCCUGGGGCUCUGCGCAAAGUAAUUGAUAGCGGGGAUGAAUUCGGAAGGAAUGCUGCGCUACGGCUGAUUGGUAUUUGGGAGGAUAGAAAAGUAUUUGGCUCUCGUGGACAGAUUCUCAAAGAAGAAUUUGUGGGGAAACAGGGUGAUAGUAGCUGUAGAAUUGAGAAACCCUCUGGAUUCAGAUUGAGGCCGGUUGGAAAUGGACUGGACAAAGUAGUUUCGUGUUAUCAGGUGCUAUAUGGUGGCCAACUAGAUGAGGAUGCUUUACUAACUAGAUGUAGAAAUGCAAUAAACUCAAUUGAGAAAAUCGAUAAGGCAAUUGAAGGUGACCUUAAUUCAGGACACAUUCACGAAUCUGGAUGUGCACAUGAGCUGAAGGAGCAGCAGGAAAUUUUGAAGGAUUGCAUUGAGCAGCUAAUAACUGUUGAAGCAUCUAGAUCAAACCUUGUGUCGCAACUUAGAGACACUCUAAGGGAACAGGAAUGUAAACUAGAUUCAGUCCGCAGUGAACUUCAGGCUGCUCAGUCACGCUCAGAACAAGCGUACAAUAUAGGCAACCGGUUGCAAAAUGGUGAUGACAACAUGCUGACAUUGGGCGAGCAAGGUUGGAGUAGUGGUGGUCCUCCUUUCCCCCCUUCUCAAACGACUCACAACGGAGAGCAAUCAGCUCCUGUAAUGUACACCCGCCAGUUAGAAAAGCCCGCUCUCCACCUUGAGGAAGAAGAUCCCAAGUCUGCAGCAGCAGCAGUUGCUGCCAAGCUGACCGCCUCAACAUCCUCUGCCCAGAUGCUGACCUAUGUCCUCUCUUCUCUUGCGUCAGAGGGCGUAAUUGGAAAUCAAACGAAAGAUUCCACCUGCAACAAUUAUUCUCCUGCUGAGAAGAGGGCAAGACUGGAAGUCGAAUAUGUUCCAAAUGAACAACCUCCUCCCCCGUCAUCUCCCCCGCCACCUAUGCCCCCUCUACCCCCCAUGCAACCCUACCCUCCCUACCUGGAAAACCAGAGUGCAGGUUAUAGUUAUCAACAGGUCCUUCCUCCUAUCAAUGGACUAUUGCCCUUUUCAGCUCCUUCGGGAAAUGUUUUUCAGGUUUAUCAUCCAUCUGAUGGUACUUUCUACGCUCCUCCACAACCGGCCUUGCCGAUGGCCCAUCCGGCAGCCGGCAAUAAGAUGUGAUAGAAGUGUUUGUGUGUGGAGUGUGAGGACAAAUUGACGUUAGGAAUUUGAGGAUGUAUCUGUUUUGUCUUGUCUGACAUAUAUAUACACAUUACACAGACACCCAUUAUUAACUUCUUUUAUACUUACUGAACUGGCGGACAUAGACUAGAAGUAAAUAUUUGUAGCUUGUACUUUGUAUUGUUUUCAUAUUGUUGUACUUGAUAGUUUUUUAAAUGGAAACCGUAAGUCCGUAAUACUCUAUAAUCUAUAUAUCCAAAAUAAUUGUAGCCACAACAACUAACAAUUCAAAUGAUCGAUGUACAUUUUCGUGUUGGCCAUG